AUGGAAUUCUUGAAAGAUCUGCCGUCUUACGACGAGCAUAAUUUUACCUUAUUUAAUACCGACCACGGUAUAAGAAACUGUUCGAAAAGACCUUCAAUUUAUCUGCCCACCAAAGACAUACCUUCCGAACAAAUUAUUGUAACCGAAAAAACAAACAUCUUAUUAAGAUAUCUACACCAACAAUGGGAGAAAAAGAACAACACAUCACCCAAAAAGAGAGAUCAAAGCCAUAUAGAACAAAAUGGUGAUGAAAGCAGACCACGCAAAAGGCCAUGUCUCAACUCUCCUCUCAACUGA
Messenger RNA from Danaus chrysippus (African queen), 297 nucleotides. NCBI's taxonomy places the organism in Eukaryota, Metazoa, Arthropoda, Insecta, Lepidoptera, Nymphalidae. The record is from the annotation of a GenBank genome assembly.